AUGCAAAGCACACGUGACCCAGCCAUCGCUGAGUUCAGGUGGUAUGCAGGCCAAAAAGGCCCAUGGAGACUAUGGGUUACCCGGCACUGGGCUUUUCUUGGAGGGUGGCCUGCGAGGGCCAAGGAUGACAAGAAUAGACCCAAGCCCGUGGCAGAUAGGGAGAUCUUUCCCCACAGUCUGAGUCCCAGGGAUGAUCAGAAAAGGGAAAUGUUGAAACCCCAGACACACCAAAGGGAGAGACAGCAAUGGGAGCCCAUUAGGGGUGUAUGGACUCACCAAGAAGAUGUCCAGUGUUGGAUGCGAGCGAGGGCAAUCAGGAGGAUGAGUCCUGGCCAGUCACGUCCUCAGAGUGUUUGUGGGGUAACUGCAGAGCUAUUCAACUGGAAUGAAUCAACACAUGAAACAAAUCAUUCUGUGGUGACUGAGUUCAUUUUUCUUGGACUCUCCAAUUCUCAGGAACUUCAGAUUUUCCUGUUUCUGUUCUUUUUGGUGUUCUAUGUAGGAAUUGUGUUUGGAAACCUUCUUAUUGUCAUAACUGUUGCUUCUGACUCCUACCUUCACUCCCCCUUGUACUUUCUGUUGGCCAACCUCUCACUCAUUGAUCUGUCUCUGUCCUCAGUCACAGCUCCCAAGAUGAUUACUGACUUUUUCAGCAAGCACAAAUUCAUCUCUUUCAAGGGCUGCCUGGCACAGAUAUUUCUCCUUCACUUCUUUGGUGGGAGUGAGUUGGUGAUCCUCACAGCCAUGGCCUUUGACAGAUAUGUAGCAAUUUGCAAGCCCCUGCACUACACUACAAUUAUGUGUGGGAAUGUGUGUGUAGGCAUUGUGGCUGCUGCAUGGGGAAUUGGCUUCCUCCACUCAGUGAGCCAGUUCGCGUUUGUACUGAACUUAUCCUUUUGUGGUCCCAAUGAGAUUGACAGCUUUUAUUGUGACCUUCCUUGGGUAAUUAAAUUAGUCUGCACAGACACCUACAGGUCAGAUAUCAUGGUCAUUGCUAACAGUGGUGUGCUCACCGUGUGUACUUUUGUUCUUCUAAUCAUCUCCUACACUGUCAUCCUAACGACUAUCCAGCAUCGUCCUUCAGAUAGGUCAUCCAAGGCUCUGUCCACUUUAACUGCUCACAUCAUAGUAGUUCUUUUGUUUUUUGGACCAUGCAUCUUCAUUUAUGCCUGGCCAUUUCCCAUUAAGUCUUUGGAUAAAUUCCUUGCUGUGUUUGAUUCUGUGGUCACUCCUCUCUUGAACCCCAUUAUAUACACACUGAGGAACAAAGACAUGAAGACUGCAAUGAGACGACUGAGAGAUCGAAAUGUGAAUUCCAGGGUAAAGUGA
This is a messenger RNA of Castor canadensis (American beaver), 1329 nucleotides long. Lineage: Eukaryota; Metazoa; Chordata; Mammalia; Rodentia; Castoridae. The record is from RefSeq and is a predicted model, not a curated record.